AUGUCCACCACAGUUGCCGUGGAAGAAAUACCAGUAAAAGUUGCUGUAAGAAUUAGACCUCUGCUUUGCAAAGAAGUUCUUCAUAAUCAUCAAGUUUGUGUGAGAGUUAUUUCAAACAGCCAGCAAAUUAUCACUGGGAGAGAUAGAGUCUUCACUUUUGAUUUUGUUUUUGGCAAAAAUUCCACUCAAGAUGAAGUUUAUAAUACAUGUGUAAAGCCCCUAGUGUUGUCACUCAUUGAGGGCUAUAAUGCAACUGUUUUUGCCUAUGGACAAACUGGAUCUGGGAAGACAUACACCAUUGGAGGAGGCUAUAUUGCUUCAGUUGUGGAGGGCCAAAAGGGUAUCAUUCCUCGAGCUAUUCAAGAAAUAUUUCAAAGCAUCUCUGAACAUCCUAGCAUUGACUUUAAUGUGAAAGUAUCUUACAUAGAAGUGUACAAGGAAGACCUAAGAGAUCUUCUAGAAUUGGAGACAUCCAUGAAGGAUCUUCACAUCCGAGAAGAUGAAAAAGGAAACACAGUGAUUGUUGGGGCCAAGGAAUGCCAUGUGGAGAGUGCAGAUGAAGUGAUGAGUCUUUUGGAGAUGGGGAAUGCAGCCAGACAUACAGGUACCGCUCAAAUGAAUGAGCACUCCAGCAGAUCACAUGCAAUUUUUACAAUCAGCAUUUGUCAAGUUCAUAAAAAUAUGGAGGCAGCUGAAGAUGGAUCAUGGUAUUCCCCUCGGCAUAUUGUCUCAAAGUUCCACUUUGUGGAUUUGACGGGAUCAGAAAGAGUAACCAAAACGGGGAAUACUGGUGAACGGUUCAGAGAAUCCAUUCAAAUCAAUAGUGGCUUGCUGGCUUUAGGAAAUGUAAUAAGCGCUCUUGGGGACCCACGCAGGAAGAGUUCACAUAUUCCAUAUAGGGAUGCUAAAAUUACCCGGCUUCUGAAAGAUUCUCUGGGAGGCAGUGCUAAGACUGUCAUGAUCACAUGUGUCAGCCCCUCCUCCUCGAAUUUUGAUGAGUCCUUAAAUUCUCUCAAAUAUGCCAACAGAGCACAGAACAUUAGAAACAAACCCACUGUAAACUUCAGCCCCGAGUCAGACCAUAUAGAUGAAAUGGAAUUUGAGAUUAAAUUGCUUCGAGAAGCUGUGCAAAGCCAGCAGGCUGGUGUCAGCCAAACUACCCAGAUCCAUCGAGAAGGGAGUCCUGAUACAAAGAGGAUUCAUUCUCUUGAGGAGCAAGUAGCUCAGCUUCAAGGAGAAUGUCUGGGUUACCAAUGUUGUGUAGAAGAAGCCUUUACCUUCCUGGUUGACCUGAAAGAUACUGUCAGACUAAACGAAAAGCAGCAACACAAACUGCAGGAGUGGUUUAACAUGAUCCAAGAGGUCAGGAAGGCCGUCCUCACCUCAUUUCGAGGAAUUGGAGGCACUGCAAGUCUGGAAGAAGGACCACAGCAUGUUACAGUUCUCCAGCUGAAGAGAGAGCUUAAGAAAUGCCAGUGUGUGCUUGCUGCUGAUGAAGUCGUAUUUAAUCAGAAGGAACUGGAGGUGAAGGAACUGAAGAAUCAAGUGCAGAUGAUGGUACAGGAAAACAAAGGGCAUGCUGUAUCUUUGAAAGAAGCACAAAAAGUGAAUAGACGGUAGAAUAAAAAAAUAAUAGAACAACAACUUCUUGUGGAUCAACUGAGUGAAGAACUAACAAAACUUAACCUGUCAGUGACUUCUUCAGCUAAAGAAAAUUGUGGAGAUGGGCCAGAUGCCAGGAUCCCUGAAAGGAGACCAUAUACUGUACCAUUUGAUACUCAUUUGGGGCAUUAUAUUUAUAUCCCAUCAAGACAAGAUUCCAGGAAGGUCCACACAAGUCCGCCUAUGUACUCUCUGGAUCGAAUAUUUGCUGGAUUUCGAACACGAAGUCAGAUGCUGUUGGGUCACAUAGAAGAACAAGAUGAGGUCCUCCACUGCUAAUUUUCUGAUAACAGUGAUGAUGAAGAAUCAGAAGGCCAAGAGAAAUCUGGAAUAAGAUGUAGAAGUUGUUCAUGGAUUCAGAAGCCAGGCUCUGUUUAUUCCCUUGUUAAAUUGAGUGAUACUCAGGAUGAAACACAAAAGUCAGAUUUGGAGAAUGAAGAUUUAAAGAUUGAUUGUCUCCAGGAGAGUAAAGAAUUGAAUUUGCAAAAAUUAAAGAAUUCAGAACGCAUACUUACUGACGCUAAACAAAAAAUGAGAGAACUUACAAUUAACAUCAAGAUGAAGGAAGAUCUGAUUAAAGAAUUAAUCAAAACAGGUAACGAUGCCAAGUCUGUAAGCAAUUAGUAUUCUUUGAAAGUAACAAAGCUAGAGCAUGAUGCAGAACAGGCAAAAGUCGAAGUAACUGAAACACAAAAGCAGCUACAGGAGCUGGAAAACAAAGAUCUUUCUGAUGUUGCAAUGAAGGUAAAAUUACAGAAAGAGUUUCGUAAAAAGAUGGAUGCUGCAAAGCUGAGAGUUCAGCAAAAAGAAUGUUUCCGGCUGCUACAUUUAAGAGAGAGCUGGCCGGGCACGGUGGCUCACGCCUGUAAUCCCAGCACUUUGGGAGGCCGAGGCGGGCAGAUCACAAAGUCAGGAGAUCGCGACCAUCCUGGCUAACACGAAAACAAAGCUGCUCUGAUUGAAGACAGAUGACAGACCUGCCCAGCCUCAAGUUCCCCUUUCUUUCCCUUCCUCAAGAUGUUCCCUAAGAGGGCUCCUCAGAAUCCCCAAGACUUCAUAGAAUGCAGUUUAACACCAGCUCAUUUGAUGGUACCAAAUGGAUAAGCAGAAGAUUGUUUGCUGAAACUGAAAAGUGGAUGACACCACUGUGAAAACCUACCAGCCCAGUACAGAGCCCUUUCUUCUAUGAAUUAGCAGCAAUCAUGAGUAUUAGUCAACCUAGCACUCCUGGAAAGUCACCAGCAUGUAAUUGGAUCAGGUAUCACCAAUGAUUACAGGAAGAUGAAAGGUGAUAGUAGCAAAAUGAAAAAGAAAUUUGACCUGAGGCAUGCAGCCUGAAGCAACUGGAAAGCCAAAUCAUAAUAUGUGUGGAAUUGACCCUUCCAGUUAGCUCUCCAGAAAACUCCCUUAUUGCCAGGAAGGCUUUAAUUUGAUUAGCAAAGGGCUGCAGGAAAAGGGCAUGUGAAACCUUGAGGCUGGCUAGCUAUCCUUAGCUCCAAACCAAAUUAAUUUUGGGAGAUUUAUCAUAAUUACCUUGCUGCAGCACCUAAGCCCAUCCUGAGUAAGCUUCCUGAAACUCAAAAGAAUGCUGUGCCCUGGACCCUGUGUUUCUGCAUGUAACUCUGGGUUCACUUUACUGCUGCCCCCUGUAUCCCUGCCUCCCCAGCUUCCCACUGCCUGUCUACUUCACAUCCUUAUUGCACAGACACAAUCUAGUCUGUCUUUUUUUUUUUUUUUUUUUUUUGAGAUGGAGUCUUGCUCUGUCACCCAGGCUAGAGUGCAGUGGCAUGAUCUUGGCUCACUGCAAUCUCCGCCUCCCAGGUUCAAGUGAUUCUCCUGCCUCAGCCUCCCGAGUAGCUGGGAUUACAGGCGCCCUCAACCACGCCUAGCUAAUUUUUGUAUUUUUAGUAGAGACGAGGUUUCACCAUCUUGGCCAGGCUGGUCUCAAACUCCUGACCUCAUGAUCCACCCACCUCGGCCUCCCAAAGUGCUGGGAUUACAGGCGUGAGCCACCACACCCAGCCUGUAGUCUGUCUUUUGCAUUCCUCCCUAAGCACUCCUCUCCCUGCAUUGGCUUAGCACAUCAUUCCCAACAACUCUCAAAUUCUACCCUCCAUGGUUUAAUUGACCAUUGUGAGAGCAUCCCCCACCAAUUCCCUAUGUGACUGCUGGAUGACCCUCAUAGAGCCUGUCAGCACUGUGGGCAAGACCCUGGAAAUUUGUCAUUUUACAUAUGAAUAAACUAGACGCAGAGAUGUUAAGUAACCUACUCACAGUCACAGAGCUAAAAAGAACAAUAAUAAUACUAAUUGCUAUUAUUUAUUACCAUUUGCUGAAACUGUGCUGAACAAUUUACAUACAUUUUCUUAGAAUGAGAAACCUAAGGUCAGUUCUGGCUUUCGAAUGCCACCCCAAAAUAUGCUGCUUCAGCUUCAGUAUGCUAAUUAAUUAGAACUGAGGGCUUUGAAGGAAGAAUAGGAAGUUACGAAGAGGCAAGAAGGAAAUGGGAGUGGGUAAGUGGAACAGAGGGCUUUGCAGCCAAAAGGAAGAGAAUGAACAAAGGAUCAGAGAGUUGGGACAAAGAGCUUUCUGAAGGACUUUACAGUAAUAAAGAGGUACCAUCUCUAGAUGGAGUUAAUGGGGAGAAACCCAGAUUCAGUAUAUGCCCUUGGGUAAGUCUUGUCACCUCUAAGGACUUUAGGUCUCUCUUUUGUAAAACAAAAGAUCUGAAAAAUAAACAGAAGGGCUGGACUAAACAGUCUCUAAGGUAGUUUUUUGUUUUGAGAUGGAGUCUCACUGUUGUUGCCCAGGCUGGAGUGCAAUGGUGCGAUCUCAGCUCACCACAACCUCCACCUCCCGGGUUCAAGCCAUUCUCCUGCCUCAGCCUCCCGACUAGCUGGGAUUACAGGCAUGCGCCACCACGCCUGGCUAAUUUUGUGUACUUAAUGGAGACAGGGGUUUCUCCAUGUUGGUCAGGCUGGUCUCAAACUCCUGACCUCAGGUGACCCACCCACCUCAGCCUUCCAAAGUGCUGGGAUUACAGAUGUGAGCCACCGUGCCCAGCCUUCUAAGGUAGAAUUUUUUUUUUUUUAAUAAUUAUUAUACUUUAAGUUCUAGGGUACAUGUGUACAAUGUGCAGGUUUGUUACAUAUGUAUACAUGUGCCAUGUUGGUGUGCUGCACCUGUUAACUCGUCAUUUACAUUAGGUAGAUCUCCUAAUGCUAUCCUUCACCCCUCUCCCCACUACACGACAGGCCCUGGUGUGUGAUGUUCCCCACCCUGUGUCCAAGUGUUCUCAUUGUUCAAUUCCCACCUAUGAGUGAGAACAUGUGGUAUUUGGUUUUCUGUCCUUGCGAUAGUUUGCUCUAGCUUCAUCCAUGUCCCUACAAACCACAUAAACUCAUCUUUUUUUAUGGCUGCAUAGUAUUCCAUGGUGUAUAUGUGCCACAUUUUCUUAAUCCAGUCUAUCAUUGAUGGACAUUUGGGUUGGUUCCAAGUCUUUGCUAUUGUAAAUAGUGCUGCUAUAAACAUACAUGUGCAUGUGUCUUUAUAGCAGCAUGAUUUAUAAUCCUUUGGGUAUAUGCUCAGUAAUGGCAUGGCUGGGUCAAAUGAUAUUUCUAGUUCUAGAUCCUUGAGGAAUCACCAUACUGUCUUCCACAAUGGCUGAACUAGUUUACAGUCCCACCAACAGUGUAAAAGCGUUCCUAUUUCUCCACAUCCUCUCCAGCACCUGUUGUUUCCUGACUUUUUAAUGAUUGCCAUUCUAACUGGCAUGAGAUGGUAUCUCACUGUGGUUUUGAUUUGCAUUUCUCUGAUGGCCAGUGAUGAUGAGCAUUUUUCCAUGUGUCUAUUGGCUUCUAAGGUAGUAUUUUUAAGCAGAUGGGCCAAGAAACAUUAAUGUAACAGGAAUGGCUUAUGGGCAAGCUGCCAGUCAUCUGGAUGCCCCUGUCUGGCAUUGGUGUCCGUGCUCAUUCUGAUUGGUAGGUGCCUGUGCAGUAAAAGUUGUUAGUAAUGUAUUUGCUCUGGCUAUAAAUAUGUAGAAGUAUUGAGCCCUCAGCCCUCAGGGCAGCUAGAGGUCCUGAGCCUGCCAUUUCUAACCACAAACCACCCUAUUCAUUUUUCAUGAUAUGAAGACAAAUAUUAACUUUUAUGAGAAACAAUAACAUCUCUUUCAGAGCUAACAUUCUGUUAAUCUGUAAGAGUAUCAUUUGCAUUUUCUAGAGGGAGAGGUUUCAUAACCCUCAGAUAAUAUAUGUGGGAGGCCACAGAAAAAACAAAUAGGGAGCUCUCUUUGGAGAGUCUCAGAAAGGCAGAAAAGAUGCUUAUAGCAAAGGUAGAGAAUUGGCAGGUAGCUGUACAAAGAUUUCGCUUUUGGAGAUGCAUUAAUUAUUUUGCACUCGAAUCACAAUAAUAAUAAAGAGAUAGUUCCUCCUAAAGAUCUGGUAGAAGGUAUAAGGUUUAGUAAAUGGUGAGUGAAUGAACGAAUGACCUAUACUAAGUGUCUUUGUGCACCUAGAAUUAUGCCUGUAACCACACAGUUCCCUUGAUAUGUCUUCAGCUGGCCAUUUAUGUACAUCUGUUGCCUCCACUAGACUCUGAGGGCCGCUUGAUCAAGGACACACAGUCUAUAGUACUUCGUUUUAGCAACCCAAAGUGACUAAAACAUGCCCCAUGAGGGCAGAGACCUUAUUGUCUCAAUUACCACCGUAUAACCAUUAUGUUGAAAUAGUCACAUAGUACCUUGCACACAGUAAGUGCUCAAUUAAUAUUUGUUGACUUAAAUAAUUGAGUUCCAUCUUUAAGUAGAAUAGUGUAAAAUACACUAAGAAAGACAAUAUUAAUGUUGAAAAUAGAAUGUAAAUAAGGUGAGCUGUAUUUUUUGAGGUCCAGGCAAUAAAUAAAAUUAGGCUCAAAUAUUUCUUUUUUUAAAUUUUUUUCCUUUUUUCUUUUUUUUUUUUUUUGGUCAGACAAGGUCUCGCUUUGUUGCCCAGGCUGGAGUCUAGUGGCACAAUCUCAACUAACUGCAACUUCCACCUCCCGGGUGCAAGCGAUUCUCUUGCCUCAGCCUCCCGAGUAGCUAGGAUCACAGACGCACGCCGCCACGCCCGGCUAAUUUUUUUUAUUUUCAGUAAAGGCAGGGUUUCAUCAUGUUGGCCAGGCUGGUCUCGAACUCCUGACCUCAGGUGAUCCACCUGCCUCGGCCUCCAAGGUGCUGGGAUUACAGGCAUGAGACUCAAAUAUAUCAAAUGAAAAGUCUUUAAUGAGGGAACUACUUAAAGAGUUCCUUCAUGAAAGGACCAAGCAAAGAACAUUGAGCCACCUAGAGCUUGCAACAGUGGGACUCCGUUACCAUUUCUAAGGCUGAAGAUGCAAGGGGAGGAAAUAGUGUUACCAGAGCACAGAUAGUGCAGAGCUGGGGAGGAUGGGCCAUCUUGCAAGAGCUACAGCUGUGCAAUGAAGCUGCCACUGUCAAAACCACAGAGCCCUCUUAACAUUGCUUUUGCUGUAUCCCAGAGAUUUUGAUAUGUUGUGUCUUUGUUUUCACUUAUUCCAAAUAAUUUUUUAAUUUCUGCCUUAAUUUCAUUGUUUACCCAAAAGUCAUUCAGGAGCAAGUUGCUUAAUUUCCUUGUAAUUGUGUGGUUUUGAGAGAUCUUCUUGGCAUUUCUAUUUCCCACUGUGGUCCAAGAGUAUGGUUGGUACAAUUUCGAUCUUUUUUAAUUUUUUGAGACUUGCAUUAUGGCUGAGCACAUGGUCAAUCUUUGAGUAUGUCCCAUGUGAAGGAAAUAUAUAUCCUGUGGUUGAUGGGUGGAGUAUUUUCUAGAUAUCUAUUAUGUCCAAUUGGUCAAGUGUUCAAUUUAAGUCUAGAAUUUCUUUGUUAGUAAAAGCAGUGUUAAGAGGAAAGUUUAUAAUUCUAAACACCUACAUCAAGAAGUUAGAUCUCUAAUAAUCUAACAUCACAUCUAGAGGAACUAGAAAAAUGAGAACAAACUAACCUCAAAGCUAUCUGAAUAAAAGAAAUAACUAAAAUCAGAGCAGAACUGAAUGAAAUUCACACAAAGGAGCAACAAAACCAAAUGUUGGUUAUUUGAAAAGAUAAACAAAAUGGAUAGACUGCUAGCUAGAUUAACAAAGAAAAAAGGAGAGCAGAUAUAAAUAAGCACAAUCAGAAAUUACAAAGGUGACAUUACAACCAAUCCCACAGAGAUAUAAAAGAUUCUCAGAGACUAAAAUGAACACCUCUACACACAUAAACAAGAAAAUCUAGAAGAAAUGGAUAAAUUCCUGGAAACACACAACCUCCCAAGAUUGAAUCAAGAAGAAAUUGAAACCCUGAACAGACCAAUAUUGAGUUCUGACAUUUAAUCAGUAAUAAAAAAUCUACCAAACAAAAGUAGCUCUGGACCAGAGAGAUUCAUGGCCAAAUUCUAACAGACUUACAAAGAAGAGCUUCUACCAAUUAUACUGAAACUAUUCAAAAAAAUUGAGAAGGAGCAACUCCUCCUUAAUUCAUUCUACAAAGCCAGUAUCAGCCUGAUACCAAAAUACAGCAAAGACACAAUGAGAAAAGAAAACUGCAGGCCAAUAUCCCUGAUGAACAUAGACCCAAAAGUCCUCAACAAAAUACUAGCAAAUUGAAUCUAGCAGCACAUUAAAAAGUUAAUCCACCACAAUCAAGGUAUCCCUGGGGAACAAGCUGAGUUCAACAUAUGCAAAUCAAUAAAUGUGAUUCAUCACACAAACAGAUCUAAAAACAAAACCAUACAAUCAUCUCAAUAGACACAGAAAAAGCUUUUGAUAAAAUCCAGUAUCCCUUCAUCGUAAAAACCCUCAACAAACUGGGCAUCAAAGGAACAUACCUCAAAAUAAUAAGAGCCAUCUGUGACAAACCCACAACCAGCAUCAUACUGAAUGGACAAAAGCUGGAAGUGUUUCCCUUGAGAACUGGAACAACACAAGGACUCCCACUCUCACUAUUCCUAUUCAACAUAAUACAGAAGUCCUAGCCAGAGCAGUCAGGCAAGAGAAAGAAAUAAAAGACAUCCAAAUAGAAAAAUAAAAAGUUAAACUAUCUCUUUGCUGAUGAUAUGAUUCUUUACCUAGAAAACCCUAAAGACUCCACCAGAAGGUUCCUAGACAGAUUAAUGUCCUCAGUAAAGUUUCAGGAUCAAAAUCAAUGUAUGAAAAUUAGUAGCAUUUCUAUACACCAAUAAUAUUCAAGCUGGGAGCCAAAUCAAGAACACAAUCCCUUUUCCAAUAGCCACACACACAUACACACACACAAAUACAUAGGAAUACAUCUAACCAAGGGUGUGAAGGAUCUUCACAAGAAGAACUGCAAAACACUGCUGAAAUAAAUUAGAGAUGACACAAACAAAAGGAAAAACAUUCCAUGUUCAUGGAUUGGAAGAAUCAAUAUCAUUAAAAUGGCCAUACUGCCCAAAGCAAUCUACAGAUUCAACAGUAUUUCUGCAAAACUACCAGUGUAACUUUUCACAGAAUUAGAAAAAACUAUUCUGAAAGUCAUAUAGAACGGAAAAAUAGUUAAGGCAAUCCUAAAGAAAAAGAACAAAGCCAGAAGUAUCACAUUACCUGAUUCCAAACUAUAUUAUAAGGCCACAGUAACCAAAACAGCAUGAUACUUCUGCAAAAACAGAUCACAUAGACCAAUGGAACAGGAUAGAAAACCCAGCAAUAAAGCCACGCACUUAGAACCACCUGAUCUUCAACAAAGUCAACAAAAAUAAGCAAUGAAGAAAGGAUUCCCUAUUCAAUAAAUGGUGCUGGGAUGGACUGGUUAGUCAUAUGUAGAAGAGUGAAAUUGGAUCCCUACCUUUCACCAUACACAAAAAUUAACUCAAGAUGGAUUAAGGAUUUAAAUGUAAAGCUUCAAACUAUAAAAAUCUUAGAAGAAGACCUAGGGAAAGAGUUUAUGACCAAGUCGUCAAAAGUAACUGCAACAAAAACAAAAA
This is a messenger RNA of Pongo pygmaeus (Bornean orangutan), 9632 nucleotides long. RefSeq names its product kinesin-like protein KIF27. Gene Ontology annotation, molecular function: microtubule binding; ATP binding; microtubule motor activity. The transcript has 13 exons. Gene Ontology annotation, biological process: microtubule-based movement; spindle elongation; mitotic spindle organization. NCBI's taxonomy places the organism in Eukaryota, Metazoa, Chordata, Mammalia, Primates, Hominidae. The record is from RefSeq and is a predicted model, not a curated record. Gene Ontology annotation, cellular component: microtubule associated complex.